ACAUAUGACGUGCGUAUAACGUUCAAUCCUAUUGGCUUGUUCAAAAUGUACAUUGCGCAUGCGUACUAGCAGGUUUAAUAACUUUUGAAUCUAUUACUAACUGGAAGUCUUACCAAUCAAUUCUAGGCCUUACUACAGCAAUGGCUGAAUACCUUGCUGAUAAUCAGGAUGAUUAUUAUUGCUUAGACGUCUUAGACGACUUUAUUGCUAGAUCUUCAUAUAAAUAUUUUACCGUUGACGAAAAACGCUUUCUUCUUUCAUAUAGAGAUAAAGCUAAUAAUAUUAGAGAUACUACUUUUAAUGGCAUAUGGUAUCAUAUGUAUUUUAAUGUUACAUAUAAUUAUGGGAAGACUAUUGACAUUGUCCUAAAAGUGAUUAAGGAACUUAAACUGGAUCUCUGGACUAUGUUCAAAAAAAACCUUCCAUUAGAGGGAACCGACUUUUCUCACGGUUGUCUGGGAAAAGAUCCCGAAGCAUUCAUCAGAAUAACGGAAGCAGGAGCCUCUAACGGAACAUUUCUAAUAAAACACCUGUAUUAUUGCUCCUUUAAAUGGUUUUUUGAUGAUAAAGAAGGCUACGAUGCGUGGGUGGAUAAUUGGGAUGACAUGUCUGGAAAUCCUCUCAACUUCCGUGCAAUUCAGCUUCUGACUCUUUAUAAGCCGUUCGAAUAUGCAGAGCACGAAAUGGCCGUGCGAGUACUCUGGAGCUCUAUCCCAGAUGCCCUUCUGACAAAGACCGAUAUUGUUAGACCUUUAGAGGGGAUCAAUCCUAUAAACUAUCAGAAGAUAAAUGACGUAUGGAAAUGGUACUGCAAUCUAGUAAAUUAUGAGGAAACUUCUGAUAAGCGUCCAAGAUCUCUGAAACACCUUUCACGAUGCAUCAUCAGAAACAGAUUGAGAGUCAACUUCAAGUUGCCCGAAGGAGUGGAAGAACUGGGCGUUCCCAAACAGGUCCAGAAGUAUUUACUUCUGAAAGAUUUCUACACGAUAGAUUGAAUACUUUGACUUGGAAUCAUUUAUUCAAUGUAUUUCAUGAAAUAUAUUAAGGACUAAUCUCGAAUGGAUUUGAAUGUUUGAAUUAUUAUUUCCAUGUGUUAUUGUUUCCUAUGAACACUCUUUGCGCAUUAGUUUCACUGCUAAAUGUAAAAUAUUUUUUCUUCAUAUUAAUAAACAGUGUACGAUUGAUUUUUGUUUGCGACUUUCAAAUACAUUUUUUCGUAUUGA
This is a messenger RNA of Parasteatoda tepidariorum (common house spider), 1223 nucleotides long. RefSeq lists its product as uncharacterized. NCBI's taxonomy places the organism in Eukaryota, Metazoa, Arthropoda, Arachnida, Araneae, Theridiidae. The record is from RefSeq and is a predicted model, not a curated record. Gene Ontology annotation, biological process: intracellular signal transduction.